Messenger RNA from Phoenix dactylifera (date palm), 2695 nucleotides. RefSeq names its product BES1-interacting Myc-like protein 2 (gene BIM2). The record is from RefSeq and is a predicted model, not a curated record. Gene Ontology annotation, biological process: DNA-templated transcription. Gene Ontology annotation, molecular function: DNA-binding transcription factor activity; protein dimerization activity. NCBI's taxonomy places the organism in Eukaryota, Viridiplantae, Streptophyta, Magnoliopsida, Arecales, Arecaceae.
AGAGAGAGAGACGCAGAGAAAAUUAAUAGCGCCAUAAAAAGAUCUUGGAGGACGCCCGCCGACCCGUCUCCUCCGCCGCAGUGCUCUUCCGGAGAUAUAUCGAUACAAAUCUCUGUGUCUCACUCGCAGCUAAAUUUCCUCGAAUUCCAGCCAAAUUUCGCUGCAUUUCGUUCCCUUGGCUCUCCUCCUCGUCCUCCUAGGCUCUCUUUGUCUCUCUCUCUAUAGCUAGGGUUCGGGAGAGAUCGAUCGUUGGUUUGGUUUGAAAUCGCUCCGACAGUGCCGAAUUGCGUAGAAUUCUGGGUAUUUGGAGGAGAAUUCGACGGAAGAGUUCGAGUUGGAGGUGGAGCCUUACACCGGCAGCGGAGCUGCGGGCUCCUGCAUAGUGUUCGAAAGAUCGGAUCGCUUCCACCGGUUUCCUCGCCGGAGGCUCGAGAUUCGAUCCGGAAGCCUUCCAACCGAAGGGAUUCGCCAUUCUUUUGGGAAUUUAUGUGCGCGAACAUCGGAGGAUCUAUCGUGCGGAAACAGUGGAAGAAAUUCUGCGCUUAGCGUGGAGGAUUGUUGAAGAUUAAAAAUAAUAUCGAAGAGUGCGGCGACGUAUGAGGAUGGAGCUCCAAGGUAAGAAAACAACAACUCAUGAUUUCCUUUCGCUCUACAACAAGGAUUCGUCUUUCCAGCACCAGGAUCCAAGGCCUCCUUCCCAAGGUUGCCUUCUAAAGACGCAUGACUUCUUGAAGCCGCUGGAGCGGGCCGUGAGGGGCAACCGCGACGAGGCGGCGAGCGGCGACGUCGCCGUCGCCCGCGUGGGCCCCGCGGAGGUAGGCCGUGCGGCCUCGGUGGAGCACGUGCUCCCGGGCGGCAUCGGGACGUACAGCAUCACCCACGUGUCUGACCCUGCCCCGCUGGCUUUGGUGAAGCCGGAGCGCGGCACGUGCCGCGGUGUCGACGUCGAACGGAAACCCGAGCCCUUCUACGCCAACGGCGUCACUUACGGCCCCCAGUACGCCGCUAGCGUCCCCUUCGCGCUCUGGGACGAGUCCGCCGCGAAAGACCCCGCGUCCAGAGGGCAGUGGCAGUCGUCCUUCGCCGCCCGCGGCAGCGGCAGCUUCGGAUCUCCCUCCGCCUCCAGGGUUUCUGAGAGUUUAGGUGGGUUUUGGGGUAGGCAUCAUCCGGCGCCGGAGAAGCCGCGAUUCAUGGAGUCUGCGUCGAGAUCCAGCAAGGGCUUCGACGACGAGGACGACGAGGAGGAGGAGUUCGGCAAGAGGGAGGGCUCCUCUUCGCAUAAAGAGUUGACGAUGAAAGUAGAUGGGAAGGGCAAAGGGGGCGACAAUGAUCAGAGGCCCAACACCCCAAGAUCAAAGCAUUCUGCUACGGAGCAGCGGAGAAGGAGCAAAAUAAAUGACAGGCAAGUUUCUGAACACAGUUGUCGAAAACCACGACAAGAAUGGACCAUGAACCUGUCAUGCAGAUUUCAGAUACUUAGGGAACUUAUACCACAUAGUGAUCAGAAGAGAGAUAAAGCAUCAUUCCUUCUGGAGGUUAUUGAGUACAUUCGGUUUUUACAAGAGAAAGUACAAAAGUAUGAGUCCUCAUACCCGGCAUGGAGUCAAGAUAAUGCCAAGUUAAUGCCAUGGGUAAAAGUCUAUUUUAGGUCAUUCUGGAAAAAUGCACGGAACAAUAACCAGUCUUCUGGAGAUGGUAUAUCUGAUCCCUCUGGUUCUGCUCCCCCUGGAUAUAUGUUUUCUGGGAGUGACAAUAGCAUCCCGGUUGCACCAGCAAUGAUCUCAACUGCACAGAAUCCAACUGAUUCAGAUAUGGCUGCUGGACUCUCUUACAAAGCAAUGGAAACUCCUACAAACUUUGCGAAUGCAGAUAACGUGACAACCCAGAUCCAACCACAAUGGUUAAGAUCGUCUGGUAGUGCUGACUGUGCUGUUAGUGGUGAAACACUGAAUGAACAAGAGCUGACAAUCGAUGAAGGAACAAUAAGUAUGUCUAGUGCCUACUCCCAAGGGUUGCUGACUACGCUAACUCAGGCGCUACAGAGCUCAGGUAUAGAUCUGUCUCAAGCCACUCUCUCUGUGCAGAUCAACCUUGGCAAGCGAGCAAUUAAUAAGAGACCUGCUGCCACAGUGACUACUUCUGGUGCUAAGGACCAUGAAGACCCUGUAUCUGCUAAUCAAACAAUGGGACAUUCUAGGGUGGGGUGCAGUGUCGAGGAAUCUUCGCGAGCACCGAAAAGGCACAAAGUAGACAACAGCUAGUGCUACUGUCCUCUGGGUUUCAUACUUAACUUUGUCAUGUCACUGAACUCCUCUGAUGAAUGUAUAUUCUGUUUGGCCUUUACGGCUUCAAUGGACAGGCAAAAGCUGUGGGUAUUCUUUCAUUUCUGUCUUGCUUUCCAGAAGAGGCUUCCAUUACAAAUUGCGAAGCUGCUUUUCUUACAGGCUUCCAUGCAUAUGAGAAGUUUCUCUGUGAGGAGGACCCCUGUUGUAUGGUAAUUUGGAUAAUCUCUAAUUGUGUUUUGAUGGCAGUAUAUGUGAAUUAGAAAAUUUAUCAGGUCGAAACUCUACACUCUACAAUGUCAUGUAUUGAUCGCACCGUUUGCGUCAAAAUUGAGUGGAUUUUGUAGAUCAGCAGAUGCAGCUUAAUAUAUGUUUCAUAGAUCUCUGUGCUUGAAUAAAUCUCUACUUGUCCU